CCGGUUUCAUUCGAUACGCAAGACAUGGAUCGAUAUCGUAACAGUGUGGUGAGGACUCCCCUCAACAGUGUUGUUGUUAAGAGAAGGAGCAAAAGCAAGAGCUACCGGCAGUCUUACCGCAGCUGCUUAGGUGCUGCUUCACGGCUCGGCCUGACUCCAGCGUUGACAACACGGAGGCUCAACACCAGCAGAAGAGUUCCAAAGUCACACAAUAUCACUGAGAAGGUGAAUCCAGAGCAGCUGGCCUUACUGUUGAAGAUGGAGUGGAAGCUGUCGUAUGUUACUCCUCUGUAUCAGUUCAGACACACCCGGCUGAAGAGCUACUCCAGGCAGCUCUCAGCAUUUAUUGCUGCAGAGAAGCAGCAAGGCUUGGCGGUGGAAGUGGAUGGAUUACAGAGCAGCUACAGAGUGUCCUUUUCUGUGGUGCAUGGAAUGACAGAGACGGACGACGAUGCUGAGACUGUCCUCAUACAGAUCCGCUCAAAGCCAUCGUUCGCCAAGCAAGACGAACCCCAGAGUCCAUUAUGGAGCGGCUGGCUGACCUGCAUCAACGGCAACCCCGAUUACCUGCGCUCUCUUCCAAAAGACUUCACCUGUCUGCCGCUCUUUUGCAGCAGUGGGUCAGAGGUUCUCUCUACACUGGUUAAAUCCUGGUUCCAGCAGACAUUUGACUGCUGCUUUGGGCCCCUGGAAAUCAGCCAUACCAGCCUUCAAUGGCUGGUGGUAUUAUGGACUAACUGCCACACUGAAUCCAGCAUCCAGCACCUCAAAAUGAUUUGGACUCUUCCAGUUUUGCCACCACUUCAGAUCACCUAUACAGUUAACCCCCAAGAUGCCUGGGAGCUGUGGAGCAGUGUGAGAAAGGAGGAGAACGAAGGAGGGGAAGAGGAGGAGGAGAAGGGGAGUAAUAUUGAUAUUAAAGUGGUGAUGAGGUUCAUGCAGGGGCUGAAGAGCCACUUCUACAGACACUUCAGGAUGGAUCUAUCUGCAGGAAGUCUGAAACAGGUCUCCACAGCACUGGGUUCAGCAAAGUACAGCGGCAGGAUCAAGAUCUCCAACAGCAGAUACAUGAUGACCACCCUGACACUGCUGACAGAGUGUGCCCUCCUCAAAAUGCCCAUGUAAUGAAUAAAGACUUUUAACUAGCAGGAAAUGCAAUAUUGCAAUGACAGUUACAGCCUGGAAAGACUAGACAUUUUACAGCCCUUUUUUAAAGUAUACUUUUUUUCUUUUUUUUAAUUAAUGUAAAUCUUUUUCUCAUAACAUGAAAUGGAAAUGCUUUUUUUUUUUUACAACAUUAUCUGUAAUGAAAGUACAGCAGAUUCACAUUCUGGCUAUAUUUUCCUUUCAGUUUCUAACACCUGAACAGAUAUUAAACAUAGGUAAUCCCAUGGCCAUAAUUAUUAUCAGUAUGCACAGAGGAAAAAGUCCUUGUGUUCCACAUUUGCCAUGUUGUUUACUUGCUCUUCUGUGUUGUUUACUUUUAAUUGUGUGUUCCACCCCUUCUUGUAAAUACUGUAUAUCUUUAUGUCUAGUUAUUUACAUAGUUUUGUCAUUCAUAGCUGUAAAUAAAACCAAAAA
Toxotes jaculatrix (banded archerfish) is the source of this 1581-nucleotide messenger RNA. It is a transcript of the gene cenpl, whose product is annotated as centromere protein L. Lineage: Eukaryota; Metazoa; Chordata; Actinopteri; Toxotidae. The record is from RefSeq and is a predicted model, not a curated record. Bases 25 to 1125 code for a protein of 366 amino acids. The transcript has 5 exons.